UUCACACAAUAAAUACAAUUUACUAAGUAGAAAGAGAGAAGAAAAGAAAUUUUUUUGGUACAGAAGCAGAGUUGUACGCAUCCGAAGAAUAUAUCAUUAUCAAAUCUGUCAACUAAUGGAGUAAUUUGUAGGUAAAAGUGUUUAUUUCAAUUAUAAAAAUAGUGUGUUUGUGCUAUAUUAUCGAAAUCGGACCAAAUAUCGCUUCGGAUCACGUAGAUCGUACUCACUGUCAACCAUCGAUCCAAUUCCAUCAAUCAACAACAAGAACAAACACCACCACGACCAUUACCAAAAUCAUCAUCGCAUCAGAGCAUCCUUCGAGAUUUUAACAUUCAUUUGUGCACACCUUAAGAAGUCUUAAUGGAACGAGUUAACGAAGCUGGCAACGGUACUCCGGCCAAUGUAGAAAUUAUUCGUGGUCAGGCAUUUGAAGUUGGACCAAGAUAUCAUACUUUAACAUACAUUGGAGAAGGUGCCUAUGGAAUGGUAGUAUCUGCGUUUGAUGAAGUGACAAAAACAAAAGUGGCCAUUAAGAAGAUAUCUCCGUUUGAGCAUCAAACAUAUUGUCAGCGAACAUUACGAGAAAUUAAAAUCUUAACUCGUUUUAGACAUGAAAAUAUUAUAGAUAUUAGAGAUAUUUUACGCGUGGACAGUAUAGAGCAAAUGAAGGAUGUGUACAUCGUGCAGGCUCUCAUGGAAACGGAUUUAUAUAAACUGUUGAAAACACAGCGACUCAGCAAUGACCAUAUAUGUUACUUCCUCUAUCAAAUUUUGCGUGGACUAAAGUACAUACAUUCGGCAAAUGUAUUGCAUCGAGACUUGAAACCGAGCAAUUUAUUGUUAAACACAACUUGUGAUUUAAAGAUUUGUGAUUUUGGUUUGGCUCGUGUUGCAGAUCCCGAUCAUGAUCACACUGGUUUUCUCACCGAAUAUGUCGCGACCAGAUGGUAUCGGGCACCCGAGAUUAUGUUGAAUUCGAAGGGUUACACAAAGUCAAUUGAUAUUUGGAGCGUUGGCUGCAUCUUAGCUGAGAUGCUAAGCAAUCGACCGAUUUUCCCAGGAAAGCAUUAUUUGGAUCAGUUGAAUCACAUUUUGGGUGUUUUGGGCUCCCCAUCAGCAGAAGAUUUGGAAUGUAUUAUAAAUGAAAAAGCCCGAAGCUACCUCCAGUCAUUGCCAUAUAAGCCAAAAGUACCAUGGACAAAACUAUUCCCGAAUGCCGAUCAGAAAGCACUCAAUUUACUUGACCGAAUGCUGACGUUCAAUCCACACAAUCGAAUUACGGUUGAAGAGGCAUUGGCCCAUCCAUAUUUGGAACAAUACUAUGAUCCAGGAGAUGAGCCUGUUGCUGACAGCCCAUUCAGACUAGAUAUGGAGUUAGAUGAUUUACCACGCGAUGAAUUGAAACGAUUGAUUUUCGAGGAGACAAUGCGUUUCUUACAUCCACAAGAUAAUGCAGCAGCCAUGUAAACUCGAUAAAUUAAAUACGUCAUAUUCCUUCUAAUAACAUUUGAAAACUGUCUAAUAUGUGUUAUCUUCGUUCAUUUUUCUCUUCAAUGGGCAAAUGACUCAAUCCAUAAACGAAAUGAGGUAUGAACAACUCACAGACAAAUGAUAUACAAUAUUCUUUUUAAAAAAACUUAUUACACAUGAAAUAAUGGUACAUAUGUACAUGGUAUACUCAGCAAAAAUCAAACAUAUUUUAUACAUUGCAUACGGUUCGAAAAUUAUUGAACAUAAUUAAUUGACCGAGCUGUAUUGAAUGCGCAAUUAUAAUUUUUCACGCACACAAAACAACACACAAUUCAUAGAAUGAGAAAGCAACAAAAAUAUGCCAUAAAACUACUACGUAUGUUGAAUUCAAGUUUUUUUUUGUUUCGUUCUCUGUAGAUGUGUUGUUUAUGACAAAAAUUCGUGCAAUUGAGCAUCCAAAAAUAAUUCAAUCAAUAAAUCAUGAACAUGAUUCAUAGAGACAUGUGCUUAAUAUUUGCACAAAGUAGAAUUAAAGUUCGAAAAAUGAUCGGCGAGAGAUGUUUCAAUAAACAUGAUCUUGCUUGUCUGUGUAAAUCGUAAAAUGUACGAAAUGUGUUUGAUUUUUGUACUACUUUACUGCAUAUAUGCUAAAUAUGAUGUUUUUUUAAGUACAAUAUAUCUAUUUUUAUGUGUGAGUCCAUUAUUUCCAUAUUUGUAAAGAUAAUAUUCAAGCAAAAGUGCAACCGAGAGGAACAUUUAAAAAAAAAAUCAAAUUGGAAUAUUAUGACUCUUUGACCUCGAAAUGUUACACAUUUUUUUCCGAUUUUCCGAUUAUAAUUAGUCAACAUUAGAGUAUUAUUAUGAAAUUUUGUCUUUUAAAUCGUUUCAAUUUUUAUCAUAUAUUAUAUAGAGCAAGGUGAAACGAUUAAUAUUUUAACAACAACUACUACAAAAGCAACUUACUGAAUGACGCGAACAUACAAAUGCAUGCUACAUAUAUUAUACAUUUUUCAAUUAAAUUCUUCUUCGAUCAAAAUUAUUGGUAAUGUUUUUAUUUUUCUUCAAAAAAAAAAUGUACUUACUUCGCGUAUAAAAAGUAUUGUGAUUCAUCAGAAGUCCGCACUUUUUAUUUGAAUGGCAUUCCUUAUUUAGACAAAAUCAAAACCGGCUUUUUAAUAAUUCUAUUCAAAUUGAUAUGGAAAUAUUCAGUUUUCUUUUUGUUCGCUCUAAUAAACAUUAAAAAAUUAGUUAAACGAAAGGAAUUGAAAUACAGAAAUUAAAUGUUAUAUAUAUAUGCUAAAUUUAUGCAAGAAAACAUGUGUAAUUGUACUAUUUUAUGUCAAUUGAUUUAUUAAUCAAAGUGCAGGAAACCAUUGGUUGUGUGUGUGAAUUAACUCACCUUCCAUUUUUUUUAAUGUGAAAUAUAAUACGAUACUCCAGUUAUUUCGUUCAUUUGAAAGAUAUAUCUGCACCAAACAAUGUAUUUUUUUUUUCUCGAUUAUAAUAUAACUUCCAUUAUAUCAGUCAAAA
Messenger RNA from Contarinia nasturtii (swede midge), 3000 nucleotides. RefSeq names its product mitogen-activated protein kinase 1 (gene rl). The record is from RefSeq and is a predicted model, not a curated record. The coding region runs from base 361 to 1467 and encodes 368 amino acids. Gene Ontology annotation, cellular component: cytoplasm; nucleus. Gene Ontology annotation, molecular function: MAP kinase activity; ATP binding. The transcript has 8 exons. Gene Ontology annotation, biological process: protein phosphorylation; intracellular signal transduction. NCBI's taxonomy places the organism in Eukaryota, Metazoa, Arthropoda, Insecta, Diptera, Cecidomyiidae.